GCCUGAGCAGCCGCGGAGGCCGCGCUACGGAGCAUCCUGGAGGAGGCGCCUGGCCACCGGGAGGUUACACCUAUUCUUUGUUGCAAAUUAAAUGGCCAAAACAGACAAGUGGAAUUAGCCCUUGCUGUAGUGAAUUCGUUUUCUUCUCAGAAUUGACCCAUUUAUGAUGAAGUGGCCUAUAAGAGUGUGAUUUUUACUUAUUUGGUGGCAGUCUUAUACAGCUAAGACUACCCUCAAACUUAAGAUUGUCCUGGUGUAAUCUUCAGAGUGCUGGGAUAAUAGGAGCAGUGGAGAUCUGCCUGCCUUCAUUUUCCCUGUGCCUUGAAGUGGGAACUGAGGCAUAUUGAUUACAUGUGUGGCAAGCUAUCCCUAAGGAGACCCCUCACCAGCAACUGACUUAGACUGGACAUACUAGUUUUCUUUGCCAGGCCACAGAAAAUACAAGCAUAUAGUAACCAUUUGCUAUGGAAGCCCGGGAGCAUGGGGGACCUGCCCCUACCUACCACCUCCUCACCUCAGCUAGCCAGCCCAGGAUGGAAGAGGAUGUCAGCUUGCCAUCUAGAGAGAACUCAGAAACUGUGCAGCUGAAGAAGGAAAUCUCCUUGCUGAAUGGGAUCAGCCUGGUGGUGGGCAACAUGAUUGGCUCAGGGAUCUUUGUCUCACCCAAAGGAGUAUUGGCACACACGGCCUCCUAUGGCUUGUCACUAGUUGUCUGGUCCAUUGGUGGACUCUUCUCUGUUGUGGGUGCCCUUUGCUAUGCAGAGCUGGGGACCACCAUUACCAAGUCAGGGGCUAGCUAUGCUUAUAUUCUAGAGGCCUUUGGGGGCUUCAUUGCCUUCAUCCGCCUGUGGGCCUCACUGCUAAUUGUUGAGCCCACCAGUCAGGCCAUCAUCGCCAUCACCUUUGCCAACUACAUCAUCCAGCCCUCCUUCCCCACGUGUGAUCCCCCCUAUGUGGCCUGCCGUCUUCUUGCUGCUGCCUGCAUCUUGAACACCUGUAUUACUUACCAGUGUGGACACUCUGGGCACUUCAUGAACUCCUUUGAGGGUUCCUCCUGGGAUAUGGGGAACCUCUCUCUUGCCCUCUACUCUGCCCUCUUCUCUUAUUCAGGUUGGGACACCCUUAAUUUUGUAACAGAAGAAAUAAAAAACCCAGAAAGAAAUUUGCCCUUGGCCAUUGGGAUUUCUAUGCCAAUUGUGAUGCUCAUCUACAUCCUGACCAACGUUGCCUAUUACACAGUGCUGAGCAUUUCAGAUGUCCGUAAUAGUGAUGCUGUGGCUGUGACAUUUGCUGACCAGACGUUUGGCAUGUUCAGUUGGACCAUCCCUAUUGCUGUUGCUCUGUCCUGCUUUGGGGGCCUUAAUGCAUCUAUCUUUGCUUCAUCAAGGUUGUUUUUUGUGGGCUCCCGUGAGGGCCACCUCCCAGACCUUCUGUCUAUGAUCCACAUUGAGCGUUUCACACCCAUUCCUGCCUUAUUGUUCAAUUGCACCAUGACACUCAUCUACCUCAUUGUGGAGGACGUUUUCCUUCUCAUCAACUACUUCAGCUUCAGCUACUGGUUCUUUGUGGGCCUUUCUGUUGUCGGACAACUCUACCUUCGUUGGAAGGAGCCCGAGCGGCCCCGGCCUCUCAAGCUGAGCCUGUUUUUUCCCAUUGUGUUCUGCCUAUGCUCCAUGUUUCUGGUGAUCGUGCCCCUCUUCAGUGACGCCAUCAAUUCUCUCAUUGGCAUUGGGAUUGCCCUGUCUGGGGUCCCUGUCUACUUCAUGGGUGUUUACCUGCCAGAGUCCCGGAGGCCAUUGUUUAUCCGGAAUGUCCUGGCUACUAUCACCAGAGUCACCCAGAAGCUUUGCUUUUGCGUCCUGACUGAGCUAGAUAUAGCUGAAGAGAAAAAGGUUGAGAGGAAAACUGACUAGAGGCCAAAGAUGACAUCCCUAAAGCCCAGAAGGUUGUGGCCACAACCACCAAGAUAAGACUGGGGCCAACCCUCCUGAAUUAAAAGAGACUGUAAGGGGGGCUCAGGGCUAAUGCUUUCCAGUUGGUAAGCUAUGGAAGGAUACUCAGGGUUCAGGCCAGCCUGAAGGUGGGGACCAUAGGAUAGAGGGGAAGCUGAGAUGCAGGGGAAUGGUGGUUUAGUUUUGCUCCUGGUGGGUAGGUACAGCCAUGACAAACCUUGGUGAGCUGCAGCAGGGGAAGAUGAAGUGCUAGGUUGAUUCUGUGCUGGUGACUCACCAGCACAGGUUUGAACCAGGAGUCUCUACAGCGGAGCUUCUUUAUGGGAAGUCUUCCUCUAAUUAGGUGCAAUCACCUGACUUUAGAAACCUGAAAUGAUACCAUUUCUUCCUGUAAUUCAGACUUCUUUCCUCAGGAGAGAAUUGCAUUCCUGCUUGUUGGAUGGUUGAGGUGACAUGAAUAGCAAAACUGAUUUAAUUGAUAUGGGAACCAUGUGUAUCUCUGUUCCUGAAUUUCAUGAGGACCUUGUGUUGGAAUUUCACUCAAAACAAACAGGCUUGAUGGCAGGGGAUUAUUUCAGGGUCUCAGCUGGGCUCACUGAACAUUUUUGUCAAGACUGGUUUCUCAGCUGUGGGUCUGUAUGUCUGGGAAGCCACAGCUCCCAUUUUAUACAGAUUAUGCAUCUCCAUGAGGAGGUCCUGACUUUGCUUGGAUCAUGUCCACACUCUGGUUAAAAUCCUUAUGAAGAUAGGCAAAUUACCAGCUUUAUAAUGAGUUGAUCUUGGUUACCUCACUGUGCCCCUCCUAGAUGGAAACAUGACCCAUGAAGGUCCUGAAAGAAAGGCAGGGAAAAUGCUGCAGCUGGAGAGAAAGCAGCUCUGCAGCUAACUAGACAUGCUACUGCUGCCACCAAAUUCAAACUCCUGAAUUCGUUAUUUUUCAUUGAAACCACCAAUUGUAGCUGAACAUCAGCAUUCAUUUGUUUACAGGAUAUAAUAAGCUGAUUAUGUUUAAAAAUUCAAGAACCCCAAAUGCAGUCUCUCUUCUCCUAGGGAUGUCUCAGUAUGGUGGCAGGUCAGGUUCUGGCUGCAGAUUUUAUACUAAGUUUCCCACAAUCUUCCAUUGAGUCUUACCCAGAAAGGUGAACUUUUUAAGAUCAUGUACCUGAUUACACUUUAGAUGUCACAUUACUAGCAUCUGGCUCAGAUACAGCAAAGACAGAUGGACAAUGAUGAUGAGUCCUAAGUCUGGUAAUAAUUAUUUUGAAGGAUAACCCUAUGAAACCUUAGGUCUUUGUUCUAGUUGAUAGUUGAUCUCUGGGUUUCUAUAAUGAACUUUAAUAGGGCUGGAAUGUUCUGGAAUCCAGGUGAAUCACCUGCAUUCUACCAGUUGUCAUUGACUUGGGGAACAUUUUACAGACCCAUGUCAUUAAAUAGCUUGUUCUCUGUAAGGCCUGCUAUGCAGACCCAGGCAAGCCCACCUUGGUGCUGGAAGCGAUCAUUUUCUUUUUUGGAAAACCUUACCCCAGGCUGCAUUCUCUCUUCUGUCCCCGGCACCAGGUUUUAUUUACACUCCAGACUACCUUGGUGGGUCUUGGGAUAGUGCAUUCCUCAUCUGCAUGCCCUCCCUCCCUCCUGGUGGAACUGCUGUUUCAACCUCAAUCUGACUUCCCAGCAAACUGCAAAAGUGGAAGCAACUAAUUUUGGUGCUCAAGCUGGGCUACUGGGUAAGGCUAGAACAACAGACUUGGCCUAUUUGGAUCUUCCUUCAUGGGCUGUUGCAUUGGAUUGUACAACUGUUCUGGAAUGCUCCCAUACAUGGAAUGCUCCACUGUCAUUUCCCCUGAAGAACCUGUUGGCUUGACAUACCUACCCUACAGACAAUCUCCCUCUCUAUUCAUUCAUCAAACUGGUCCCAGUUGCAGAGUAAGCUUAAAAAACAUUUAUUUGUUCAAUAAAGAUUUAGGGGAGUAUGAUCA
This is a messenger RNA of Dipodomys ordii (Ord's kangaroo rat), 3928 nucleotides long. RefSeq names its product solute carrier family 7 (amino acid transporter light chain, y+L system), member 6 (gene Slc7a6). The record is from RefSeq and is a predicted model, not a curated record. The transcript is spliced from 12 exons. NCBI's taxonomy places the organism in Eukaryota, Metazoa, Chordata, Mammalia, Rodentia, Heteromyidae. Gene Ontology annotation, molecular function: L-amino acid transmembrane transporter activity. Bases 465 to 1913 code for a protein of 482 amino acids. Gene Ontology annotation, cellular component: membrane. Gene Ontology annotation, biological process: amino acid transmembrane transport.